Molecule: messenger RNA, 3550 nt
Organism: Phyllostomus hastatus (greater spear-nosed bat)
Lineage: Eukaryota; Metazoa; Chordata; Mammalia; Chiroptera; Phyllostomidae
Gene: RFX2
Product: regulatory factor X2
Exons: 18
Coding region: 186-2360 (724 amino acids)
Biological process (GO): regulation of transcription by RNA polymerase II
Cellular component (GO): nucleus
Molecular function (GO): DNA-binding transcription factor activity, RNA polymerase II-specific; RNA polymerase II cis-regulatory region sequence-specific DNA binding
Source: RefSeq, a predicted model, not a curated record
GGCGGGCAGCCGGAGCGAGGAGGAGCAGCAGCCGCUGCCGCCACCGCCGCCGCCAUAGAGACUGUAGCCGUGGAGACUGUUACUUACCAACGGGGACCAACACGCAGCAGCCGCUGCAGCCGCCGCCGCAGCCGCCGCCGGGGGAGCCGCUGCCUGAACUCCCGGCCAGAACUCCAGAACUGAGCAUGCAGAGUUCAGAGGGAGCAGCGGACUCGCCAGCUUCUGUGGCUCUGUGUUCCUCAUCGGCCGCCCAGACACCUGUGGCCCAGCCCGUGCCAGCCUCCCCGCAGAGGGUGCUGGUCCAGGCAGCAGGCUCGGCUUCCAAAGGGUCCCAGAUGCAGCCAAUCUCCCUCCCCAGAGUCCAGCAGGUGCCACAGCAGGUCCAGCCCGUGCAGCACGUGUACCCACCCCAAGUGCAAUAUGUGGAUGGCGCGGACACUGUCUACACGAACGGAGCCCUGCGGACGGCCUAUGCCUACAACCCGGAGCCUUCGAUGUACGUCUCGAGCAGCGCGGCAUCUUACUUCGAGGCCCCGGGCGACGCCCAGGUGACCGUGGCAGGCUCCUCCCCGCCGACAGUCCCCUCCCACAGCAUGGUGGGCAUCGCCAUGGAUGUUGGCGGAAGCCCCAUCGUCUCCAGCGCGGGAGCCUAUCUCAUCCAUGGGGGGAUGGACAGCACCAGACACGCCCUGGCCCACACUUCGCGGUCGUCACCAGCGACGCUUGAAAUGGCGAUUGAAAACCUCCAAAAAAGCGAAGGGAUCACAUCACACAAAAGCGGUUUACUCAACAGCCAUCUCCAGUGGCUGUUGGAUAAUUACGAAACCGCCGAAGGCGUCAGCCUGCCCCGAAGCUCCCUGUACAACCAUUACCUCCGGCACUGCCAGGAGCACAAGCUGGACCCUGUGAACGCCGCCUCCUUCGGGAAACUGAUUCGCUCUGUGUUUAUGGGCCUGCGGACGCGGCGGCUGGGCACCAGGGGCAACUCCAAGUACCAUUACUAUGGGAUCCGUCUGAAGCCAGACUCACCCCUGAACCGGCUGCAGGAGGAUACCCAAUACAUGGCCAUGCGGCAGCAGCCCGUGCAUCAGAAACCGAGGUACCGGCCAGCCCAGAAGUCAGACAGCCUUGGGGACAGUGGCUCGCACAACAGCCUGCACAGCACGCCGGAGCAGGCCGCGGCCGCGCAGAGCCAGCACCACCAGCAGUACAUCGAUGUCUCCCAUGUCUUCCCAGAGUUCCCAGCACCUGACCUGGGCGGCCUCUUGCUUCAGGACAGCAUCACACUGCAGGACGUCAAGGCCCUACAGCUGGCCUACCGGCAGCACUGCGAGGCAACUUUGGAUGUCGUGAUGAACCUCCAGUUCCACUACAUCGAGAAGCUGUGGCUUUCCUUCUGGAAUUCUAAAGCCUCCUCCAGCGACAGCCCUGCCUCUCUACCAGCCAGUGACGAGGACCCCAAAGCCGUCAUCCUCCCGAAGGACAAGCUGGUGUCUCUGUGUAAAUGUGACCCCAUCCUUAAGUGGAUGAGGAGCUGUGACCACAUCCUCUACCAGGCCCUGGUGGAGGUCCUCAUCCCCGACGUGCUGCGGCCGGUGCCCAGCACCUUGACACAGGCCAUUCGCAACUUCGCCAAGAGCCUGGAAGGCUGGCUGACGAACGCCAUGCGAGACUUCCCACAGCAGGUCGUCCAGACCAAGGUUGGGGUGGUCAGCGCCUUCGCCCAGACCCUGCGGAGAUACACGUCCCUCAAUCACCUGGCUCAGGCAGCCCGGGCCGUGCUUCAGAACACUUCCCAGAUCAACCAGAUGCUCAGCGACCUCAACCGCGUGGACUUCGCCAAUGUGCAGGAGCAGGCCUCGUGGGUGUGCCAGUGCAAGGAGAGCGUGGUGCAGCAGCUGGAGCAGGACUUCAAGCUGACCCUGCAGCAGCAGAGCUCCCUGGACCAAUGGGCCAGCUGGCUCGACAAUGUGGUCACCCAGGUCCUGAAGCAGCACGCAGGCAGCCCCAGCUUUCCCAAGGCUGCCCGGCAGUUCCUGCUGAAAUGGUCCUUUUAUAGCUCCAUGGUGAUCAGAGACCUCACCCUGCGCAGCGCGGCCAGCUUCGGCUCCUUCCACCUGAUUCGCCUGCUGUAUGAUGAGUACAUGUUCUACCUGGUGGAGCACCGUGUCGCCAAGGCAACCGGGGAGACACCCAUUGCAGUGAUGGGAGAGUUCAGCGACCUCGCCUCCCUGUCGCUGACACUGCUGGACAAAGAUGACGUCAGUGAGGACCGGAGCAGCGAGGCCGACGCAGACGCCCGCAGCCUGGGUGGGCCCCUGGUGAAGCGGGAGCGCAGCGACCCGAACCACUCCCUGUAGGGCCCAGCACUGAGGCCCUUCCUCAGCUCCGCCCGGCCUCCUUGCACCCUACCGCAGUUGUGCCUCCUACACGAAGUGACCUUGACUCUGACUCACGGGGCCCCAGGGCAUGGGCACCCUGGAAGGACACGCUCUUCCUCCCGAAGAAAAACCGCUGUUCACCACAGCCAAAGGCCACACCCAGUUCUGAGAACCUAAAUGGCUCCCCUGGGCACUGCCCAGAUCUCCUUUUGCUCCAGACCGUCUUAGUCCUCCUGUCUGCUGGCCUGGGGCCUUUGGGCCGCUUCCACACACCCUGUCGACGGCUGGGAGGCCGUGCUGGGCAGGUCGGCACCUCCACAUUGGGCUUCUCCUCCAUUCAGCCUGGUCCAGUUUUCACCAUGAUUUUUAAAACUCAGGCAGAUCCCUGAAAGGAAGGGUGUCUCACAGCUGUUGGGCAGCCCCAAGCUGUCCUCUUCCACAGGGACCCUGCCCUGUGCUGGGAAGGAACCAUCUUCGCACCACACCCCAUUGUCUCUCGUGGACAGGCUGUCCUCAGCCUCCUGUCCUGUGCUGACACAGGGAGGCCACCCUGAGGGGUCCCCAGCUCUAGAUGUCAAAGGACCCCACAGCGUGUCCCUGGAUGGCGGGCAGCCCACUGCCCCACAUGGCUCACAGAACAAGUCCCAGAAAUAGGCCUGCUGUGUCUGUAAGAGGUAGCCCCAGAAGUGACCAGCAACAGGGAGGACUGUGGUUCUGUCCAAGGUCACAGCCAACAGGGAGCCAAACCACUGAGUCUGGAAUUCAUCUGUUCUGAGGGGGCCAGGGCGGUCAGUGUUUCAGCGGUGCCCUCAGAGGGCCACCAUCCCGCCAAGUCUAUGCAAAUAGCCAUGCCUGCAGCCUGCUCCACAGGCUCUUCUAGAAGGCCUGCCCUGGAAUUGGCAACAUUGGAGCACCAUGACCCCAGUCAGGUCCUGUCGAACUGUUGAAGCUGAGAUCUUCUCUGGGGACAAACAGACCCAAGGACUUGCACAGCCCUGAACUUUAAACUCCCGGUCUGUGUCCACUGCGACACAUUGCACUUGGUCAGCUCCGUGCGAGAGUUCUGUCCCAAAAGGAACUGCAAAGAAGAAAGAUAAACCUCUAGUCUAGGAUGCGCCAUCAAAUGCAAUGCAAUAGUUUCUCUUUUUGGAAAUAUGUUUAUACCAAUA